This is a messenger RNA of Blepharisma stoltei, 2855 nucleotides long. The record is from the annotation of a GenBank genome assembly. NCBI's taxonomy places the organism in Eukaryota, Ciliophora, Heterotrichea, Heterotrichida, Blepharismidae.
AUGGCUUUAAAACCUUUUGUGUUGCUCAUUUUCAUCGCUGUUACUGUUAGUGAGUGGAUAUCUCAAGUCCUUGAUGACCAAAUGACUUUGAAAUGGGAAGUAAGCGGCAAUAAAAUCACUUUCAACUUCUAUGUAACCUUUACUUAGUGUCCAAACGCCCAAUGGUGUGGGAUCGGAUUUGCCAAUACUAUGUUCGGGUGUGAUAUGUUAAUCGCAGUUGGAGGUGGAACUGCACAAGUUCCUAUACAGGUAUGAGAUAUGUGGUCAGAAAACCAUGAUACCCCUUCAAUCGACACAGAUUUCUGGAGUGGUGUAACCAGUGUGUUCGAUGUCACAGGAACUUUUACGCCGAAUAGCCAAAGUUCGCCAAGCAAUGGCAGAAAUCAAAACUCAGGGACAAUAGAUGCUACUUUUUCGAGGCUUCUUUAUACAGGAGAUAUAUGGGAUGCUUAUAUUGACCCAACAAAAAAAAUGAAUAUUAAUUGGGCUUAUAAAGGUGGUGGCAGUUAUGGAAAUUUCGAUAAGCAUAAUGACUACUCACAAGGGAAAAUUAAGUUAGCGGCUUCAUCUGCUGAUGCUUAUUUCAGUUCAGAGUCAAGUGACAAGUCAGAAUUUGACACUCAUCAAGGUCUAAUGACAAUCGCUUGGAUUAUUACUGCACCAAUCGGCAUUGUUAUUGCAAGGUAUCUCAAACAAAAAACAGAUGCAGGUCCAAUAACCGUUUUACUUUUGAUAGUGUCCAUUUUAUCGAAGAAAAUUUUUGUCGAAAAUGUUAAUAGUGCGAAAUUUUACGGGUUUUUGAUCUAAUCUCUAAUCAUUUGACAUAGAACCAUCUCAAACAUUUCCGCUUCUGGUAUUUAUUCCACUUACUCUUGCUUAGCUACUCAGUUCUGUCCACAAUUAUCAGUGUUUCAUUGGUCUACAAAACCCAUGAAACAUCUUAUCUUUCAGCUACAAAAAAAGUCAGAUACCAUUCAAGACUAGGAUUCGUUCUGACUUGCUUCGUGAUCGGGCAGCUAUUUAUAGGCUUCAUCUGCAAGAUGCUGCAAAUGUUUUCUCAUCAAUUCGGGAUGAUUGCUCAAAUUAGAAGGGCCCAUAAAGUACUUGGCUACGCAAUGCUGACUGUAGGGUUAAUGAAUAAUUCUUAUGGGUAUGAGAUAUUUGGCUCUGCUUCAUCUUAUUAUGUUGGCUUAGCAAUCCUAUUAGGUGGCUGGCUACUUCUUGAAAUAAGACAUCAGUUUACUUAUAAAUGGACAUGGCUUUUACUCCAGAGAAAGCCUAAAGAAAUGACCCAUAAAGAAGCCAUGGAGAAGAAAAAAAUGAAAAUUAUGUUUUAUGACGACUUAGUGCUAAAUGUCACCCAUUUUAUUGAUUCUCAUCCUGGAGGAGCAUAUAUGCUGAAAGAUUCUAUAGGUGAGGAUGCUGGGAAAUAUAUGGUAGGUUGUAGCAGUAGUGGUGGAGAGCUAGCUCCUUAUGAGCACUCUAAGCCAGCAUUUGACCUUGCGAAGAAACUGGCUAUUGGAAGAGUUCCUUAUCCUGAAGGGUAUUUACAAAAAAAAAAUCAAGAUGUUUCUCAGGAUGAAAUGGUUUGGAAUAUCAGCCUUCAGAAAAAUCUAAACCCAAGCACAAAAUUCAUAUCUUUGCUCUCUUCUCAAUUUAUCAUGUCCCAAGUUCCAGAGCACUCCUGGUGGCUUGGGAAGCAUUUCAAAGUGUCAGCCAAAAUCAAAGGAAAUACUGUGUCUAGGUAUUAUAGUGCGUUUUUCGCUAACCUCCACAACUGGGCAGAUGAACUUGACGGAUCAGGAAAUCUUUCCAAAAAAUAUCCAGAGUCCAAAACAGGCAGCUUGAAUUUUAUUUUUAAAGUUUACGAUAAAGGAGCUGUAACCCAAUAUAUGCAUAAUUUAGGAGAAAGCGGAGAACUUCACCUAAAAGGACCCUUAGGGCCUGGCUUGAUGCUAACUCCCCGUGAGCGAACAAAGCCAUAUUUAAAAUCACUAUUUUUAUUUGGGUACAAGCCUACCCUCCAUGAGCGAACAAAAAAUUUUUAUGAAAAAAUAUUAGAUAUAUAAGUGAUAAUUAGUAUAUAUAUCUCUAGUUAAUUCUCUUUAAGUUAAAACAACUUGUAUUUAAAAAUAUAAAUUUUGCAAUAUUUGUUUAAAAUUAUUUCGAAUAGUUUUUUUUUUUUUUUUGUUGAAAAAGUUAACCCCUUAAAAAUAUUUUUUUUUGUUGCUCACGUAUAGCCCCUGAAAUUAUUUAGAUCAUUAUUGGCAUCCAUUUUAAUUUCAAAAAUUAAUUUGUACUUGUCAGCUUUUUUGAAAAGUAAAAACGAAAAUGACAAGUCUCCGUUUAUGUUUUAAGGUACCUAAUCAGACUUAUACUGUAUAAGGCAGGUGCCCUGUACCAUAUUUUUUCUGGUCAGUAUUCUGCUGGGUAUAGAGAUCUAUUAAGGUGCAUGAGCUAUAGUGGGAGUAAAUGAAUUUUCUGGAGACUAUCUCGGGUUUGCGGGAGGCACUGGCCUGGUUCCAUUUUUGGAUGUAGCGAAUUACAUGUGAAUAAAUAGGGCCAGCCAGCUACCUUUUACCUUUACUUUGUUUGUGUCAUUCAGGACUAAUGAUGACGCUUUUUGUGUUGAUUUGCUUGAAGGAACUUCACAAGCGUUGGGUGAAAAUAAAUUCAAGCUAAUUAAACUCAUUGAUAAACAAGCCCAGGAGAUUAAGCUAUCUGAUGUAGUUGCGAAAUACGUUGGGAUGAAUCCUGCUGGAGCUUGGGUGUGUGGACCUUCUGGGUAUAAUAAAUAUAUCAAAGAUCUGUUGACUGGAGCAGGGAUGGAAAGAAAUAAAGUUAUAGUGAUGUAA